Molecule: messenger RNA, 2044 nt
Organism: Tribolium castaneum (red flour beetle)
Lineage: Eukaryota; Metazoa; Arthropoda; Insecta; Coleoptera; Tenebrionidae
Product: sodium-independent sulfate anion transporter
Exons: 9
Coding region: 235-2007 (590 amino acids)
Biological process (GO): transmembrane transport
Cellular component (GO): plasma membrane
Molecular function (GO): sulfate transmembrane transporter activity
Source: RefSeq, a predicted model, not a curated record
UACAGAAUAAUGACAGUGUACAUAAUAAUAAGUAGGUAUCGUGUAACUUAAACCAAAUCAUCAGCGGAAAAAUAAUCCAAAUAAUCCAUUUUGUCGUGGCGGAGGAGUGUCUCAGACUUAUCUCAACCCAUCUCAAAACUAAUCAAUCGCAAAGAUGCGCUCAAAGUGAUAACACCGGCUAUAAAUGGCGCACAUUUCGCAAAAAUAGCAGUGUAGUGCACUUCCAAAGCAACGAUGGAUCAAGACCGGUCCUGUACUUCCCUCCGUUGCAGGCAUGCACUUUUCAGGGUAUGUCAAAAUUUUUUUCGUAAAGAAACACUCAACAAACGAGUGCCUAUAAGUUCAUGGUUGCCCAAAUACACUGUUAGCAUCUUGUUUCAAGACAUUUUGGCCGGUUUUACGGUCGGUUUAACGGAGAUUCCGCAGGGAAUCGCAUUUGCCGGGAUUGCAGGCCUAAGCCCCGAAUAUGGCCUUUAUUGCGGCUUCAUGGGCGGCUUCAUCUACGCCCUUUUCGGCAGCUGCAAAGACGUCAACAUCGGCCCCACCUCCAUCAUGGCCCUAAUGCUCCAGGACCACAUCUCAGCACUAGGCCCUGACAUGGCCAUCACUAUAACCUUCCUGGCCGGGAUUAUAAUCUUUAUCCUGGGAUUACUCAACUUGGGUUUCGUCAUCGAGUUUUUCUCCUAUCCAAUCAUCGCAGGCUUCACAUGUGCCGCCUCCCUCCAGAUCGCCUCCUCCCAAGUGAAGGGACUUUUCGGGAUUCCGGGCAAAGCCAACGCCUUUUUGGAGGCCUGGGAGUCGGUGUUCAGCAACAUUGAGAAAAUUCGCCUGUGGGAUAGCGUUUUGGGCGUCCUUUCGAUUAUUUUCCUGGUCAGUUUGAAGGAAAUCCGGAGAUUUGGGACGCUGCAGUACCGGGAGGACUGGUCCAGGAAUCGCAAUAUUUUAGGGAUUUUUUUGUUUAUGUUGUCGCUUGCGCGAAACGCCCUUGUGGUCAUUAUAGGGACUGUUAUUUCGUACAGUUUGAGGGACGACAACCCUUUCAAAAUCACGGGUGACGUCAAGAGUGGGUUUCCCCCGUUUGAACCACCACCAUUUAGUACCCAAGUCAAUGGUACCAACUAUAAUUUCCGCGAUAUGGUACAAAACUAUGGGCCGUCCCUUGCCUUCAUUCCAUUGGUUGCGAUUCUGGAGGCUGUGUCCAUCGCCAAGGCCUUCUCCAAGGGUAAGCCGUUGGACGCCACCCAGGAAAUGCUAGCCUUGGGUCUGUGCAACGUCAUGGGUUCCUUCGUCAGGUCCAUGCCCAUCACUGGGUCUUUCACCCGAACGGCGGUCAACAACGCCUCUGGGGUUAAAACACCCCUUGCUGGGAUUUUCACCUCAGCUAUGGUACUCCUAGCUAUAGGUUUCCUCACCCCUUCGUUCUACUACGUGCCAAAGGCGACCCUCGCAUCUGUGAUUAUUUGUGCAAUGUUUUAUUUAUUCGACUAUGACGCUUUCGUCGUACUUUGGAGGUCCAAAAAGCUGGAUUUGGUACCAUUUUUGACGACUCUCCUCUGCUGUCUUUUUAUUAGUCUCGAAUAUGGAAUUUUGAUCGGGAUUGGAGUUAAUUUACUCUUCGUUUUGUAUGCCAGUGCUCGACCAAAACUCACCAUAACCAAAGAAAAAAUCUCAGAUUCUCGGGGCGAAGUUUUCGUGAUUACCCCGAAGGAUACUUUGUAUUUUCCAGCUGCUGAGCACUUGAGGGACGUGGUUUUGACAUGUGAGGGUGAAAAUGCCACUGUGGUUGUCAGUGGACGAGAAAUUAGAAAUGUAGACGUGACUGUGGCAAAGAGUAUGGCUGUUUUUGCCAAAGAACUGGUAGAUAGGGGACAGAAAGUCAUUUUCUUGGAUUUCAAACCGUCAGUGGUCGAAGUUUGUGUUAAAGUUGAUCUCAGUUUGCAGAAAUAUUUCGCAGAAGGUCCCCUAGAUGAGAUUUUUGAAAAUGAACCCAUUUUAUCGGUACAAUAGUAUUGUAGCAAAAUUAAAUAAAACAAUUUUUUAUGUA